AUGAAGCUUGCAAUCGUUACAGGAGCCAACAAGGGCAUAGGAAAGGCCAUCGUAGAGGUGCUCGCUCGUGAUCUGCAGCCAGUGUCCGAUUGGCACAUUUACCUCACUGCCCGCAAUGAAAAACUAGGCCACGAAGCCGUCGAAGAGUUGGCUAAAAAGGGUCAUUCUGUCAAGUUCCAUCAGCUAGACAUUACUGACCAAAAAAGUCGCCAAGCCUUGGUCGAAUUCGUCAAGAGGGAAUAUCCAGGUGGAAUCAAUAUCCUCGUGAACAAUGCGGCGAUAGCGUACAAGGCGGCCUCGACAGCCCCGUUUGGGGAGCAAGCCAGGGUGACCAUAGCAACGAAUUACACGGCCACCGUGAGCAUGUGUAUUGAGUUUUUGCCUCUAAUGGCGAAAAACGGAAGAUUAGUUAAUGUGGCUAGUAUGGCUGCAGUUAUGUCCCUUCAUUCGAUGAAGAAGGAGAUGGCGGAUAAAUUCAAGGGUCCAUUGACUAUGGAGGAACUGGAUGGUCUCAUUGCGUCGUUUGUCAGCCACGCUGAAGCUGGCGAUCAUCAGGCGGCUGGCUUCUCCAAUUCCGCGUAUGGCAUGUCGAAGGUGGGACUGUGGAAGGCGACUGCCAUAUUGGCCGAGCAACUGAAGUCGGACCCUCGUCACAUCCUUAUCAACUCGUGCUGUCCUGGUUACGUGGCAACCGACAUGUCAAGUUACAAGGGGUACAAGACUCCCAUGGAGGGUGCUGACACUCCCUGCUACCUGGCCACUCUGCCCGAGGGUACCACGGAGCCUUACGGAGAAUUGGUCAGUGAGCGCCAAGUCGUUGAUGUGGAAAAGGAAUUUAAAUUGUAG
This is a messenger RNA of Mesocestoides corti, 846 nucleotides long. Lineage: Eukaryota; Metazoa; Platyhelminthes; Cestoda; Cyclophyllidea; Mesocestoididae. The record is from the annotation of a GenBank genome assembly.